This is a messenger RNA of Carica papaya (papaya), 1717 nucleotides long. RefSeq names its product Protein phosphatase 2C family protein. Gene Ontology annotation, molecular function: cation binding; protein serine/threonine phosphatase activity. The record is from RefSeq and is a predicted model, not a curated record. Gene Ontology annotation, biological process: protein dephosphorylation. NCBI's taxonomy places the organism in Eukaryota, Viridiplantae, Streptophyta, Magnoliopsida, Brassicales, Caricaceae.
GCCUGAAAUUCACCUGAUUAUCGUUACCCAGGGAAGGGAAUAAUAAUCCAUCUCAAAAUAAACAAUCGAAAGUCUUAAAUCUUUUCUCUCUCUCUCAUUAUUUCUUCUUCAUCUGUCCUUUUUUCUUAAAUUGCCUUCUCUUUGGUUUGCUUUUCCCACUCAGAUUCCCAGAAAAUUCUUCUGCCUCUUUUCCCUGCUUUCGGAACAUUAGCUCUUUCUCCACUUUGGCUCUGUCAUUGGCCUCUCUACGGACGCCCUACUUGGGCAAAAAUUGAAAGAUAACUCUGCCGAGAUGGAAAAUAAAACACAAGAAUGUAAAGAAUCUAAGCAACCAGCUGAGUUUUGAUUGCUUUUGAUCUCAAAAAGCUUGUCUACUGAUACUUAUGUUAGGCUCUGUUGACUUGAUAAGAUGGGUAUAUAUCUCAGCACUCCCAAGACCGAUAAGUUCUCUGAAGAUGGGGGAAACAACAGGCUCAGAUAUGGUUUAUCAUCCAUGCAAGGAUGGCGUGCAACCAUGGAAGAUGCUCAUGCCGCAUAUCCUGAUCUGGAUGCCUGCACUUCAUUCUUUGGUGUCUAUGAUGGCCAUGGAGGUAAGGUGGUUGCAAAGUUCUGUGCCAAGUUUCUUCACCAGCAGGUUCUUAAGCAUGAAGCCUAUGCAGCUGGAGAUAUAGGAACCUCUGUUCAGAAAGCAUUUUUCAGAAUGGAUGAGAUGAUGCGGGGACAGAGAGGAUGGAGAGAGUUAGCUGUCUUAGGUGAUAAAAUAAAUAAGUUCUCUAGCAUGAUAGAAGGGUUGAUUUGGUCGCCAAGGAGCAGUGAUGGUAAUGACCAACCUGAUGAUUGGGCCUUUGAGGAGGGCCCUCACUCUGAUUUUUCUGGACCAACUUCUGGGAGCACAGCCUGUGUUGCAGUCAUUAGAAACAACCAACUUAUUGUUGCGAAUGCUGGUGACUCUCGCUGUGUGAUAUCUAGGAAGGGUCAGGCGUACAAUCUUUCUAGGGAUCACAAACCUGAUCUUGAGGCUGAGAAAGAGAGAAUUCUAAAAGCUGGUGGUUUCAUUCAUGCAGGACGAGUCAAUGGCAGCCUGAAUCUAGCAAGAGCUAUAGGUGACAUGGAAUUCAAGCAGAACAAGUUUUUGCCGCCUGAAAAACAGAUUGUAACUGCAAAUCCAGAUAUUAACACUGUUGAGCUCUGUGAUGAUGAUGAAUUUAUUGUUCUAGCUUGCGAUGGUAUUUGGGAUUGCAUGUCAAGCCAACAACUCGUGGAUUUUGUUAAUGAACAACUGCAAUCAGAAAGCAAGCUUUCUGCUGUGUGUGAGAGAGUCCUUGACAGGUGUUUGGCACCUUCUACAGCUGGGGGUGAAGGCUGCGACAACAUGACUAUGAUCUUGGUGCAGUUCAAGAAACCAAUCUCUCCUGAUGAACUAUCCUCGCAGCCGCAAUCUACCGAAACUGAAGCAAAGCCAGAGGGAAUAUAAACAAACUAGCACUUUGUGUGGUUGGAAAGAAGAAUUUAGGACAUAUUUGUUCUAUUUGUAGAUGGUUUUGCACGCAAAAGAAUGAUUUACAUAUCAAAAUAUUACGAACUUCAAUAAUAACAUGUACAGAUUUCUUUUUGACUUGAAAGAGCUACUAGCAGCUCGCAGCAGUAUCUAGCAGCUAAGCGUAUUCCCAAGUGCUGUUAGUUUUUCAAAUUUAAAUCUUUUGAAUCCUUACACCUG